CCGGCAACCAAGCUAGCUGAGCUGUACGGGUUGUUAGCUGCCCAAAAUACCUAACCUGAAGUCUUUCGCUUUGUAUGGAAGCGGUCAGCAUCAUCUGACGGGGUUCAUGUUACGUCGCGCCGGAGAUAAUGAGGAACAUUAUUGUGCUGUCGCUGCUGCUGCUGAACAUGCAUCAUGUCAAAUCAACACCCAAAGGCGUCACUGCCAGCCUCAAAGCAAAGUGGAGCAUGACGCCUUUCCUCCUGGAGACAAGCGAGUUUAUUGGAGAAGAUGGGAAUGAGAAAUUCUGGCAGUUUGUUGACACUGUGAAAGAGCUCACUGUGUACAAGCAUGGAGAGUCUGUGCGCUCGUACUAUAACUUGAUCCUUAAGAAGGCUGGCCAGUUCCUCACAGAUCUUCAAGUUAGUCUCCUGAAAUUUGCUCUGGCUCUACGGUCGUACUCACCAGCUGUCCACGCAUCCCAGCAGAUAGCAAGUGAUGAGCCUCCGCCUGAGGCUUGCCCUGCUUUUGUCUCCAUCCAUGGUCAGCAUAGCUGCAGUACCAAGGAUAUCAAGAAGCUCCUGAAGGCAGCUGCAGGCAGGCCAAAACCAUAUUUAUACAAGAAUGAUCACACAUAUCCAGGGGUCAAUAAGACAGAUGUGCCAGUUGUGAUCCUCUAUGCUGAGAUUGGAACCAAGAAGUUCACCACUUUUCAUAAAGUGCUGUCAGAGAAGGCUGGAGAAGGCACACUUGUAUAUGUUCUGCGGCAUUAUGUAGCGGAUCCAAAGCCUCAAAAGAUGCUUUUAUCUGGGUACGGUGUUGAGUUAGCUAUCAAAAGCACAGAAUACAAAGCCGUGGAUGACACCAAAGUAAAAGAUUCAAAGACCGUUACAAAUGCUGAGGAUGAUAAUAAUGAUGAAGUCCAAGGAUUCCUUUUUGGAAAAUUAAAGAAAUCUCACCCCGAAAUCCAGGAGCAACUUACUGAGCUUCGCAAACAUCUCCUGGAGAGUACCAAUGACAUGGUCCCUCUCAAAGUGUGGGAAAUGCAAGAUCUUAGUUUCCAGGCAGCUUCCAGAAUAAUGUCCGUGCCAAAGUUUGAUGCUUUGAAGUUCAUGCGAGACCUCAGUCAGAACUUUCCAAGCAAAGCCAGAUCACUGACAAGAGUGGCCGUAAAGCAGGAAAUGAGAAAGGAAAUUGAGGAGAACCAAAAGCAUCUCAGUGAGACCAUUGGUGUUCACCCGGGAGACGGGGAGCUCUUCAUCAACGGACUGCACAUCGAUCUGGACAUUCAUAACCCUUUCAGCAUUUUGGACAUCCUCAGAGGAGAGGCCAGGGUCUUGGAGGGGCUUCAUAACCUAGGCAUAAAAGGAGAACAUCAGGGCAAGCUGCUGAGGUUACCUGUAAACGCUGUGGAUGACAGCUAUGCCUUAGACAUCAGACAUCCAGCUAUAAUGUGGCUAAAUGACAUAGAGAAUGACCCAGUGUACCGCAGCUGGCCAACAGGUGUACAGGAGCUACUCAGAGCCACCUUUCCCGGAGUCAUCCGCCAGAUCCGACGCAAUUUCUUCAACCUGGUGCUGUUCCUAGAUCCAGUACGAGAAGAAAGUGUUGAGCUGGUGAAACUAGCACAGCUUUUCUACAAGCAUAAGAUCCCUCUGAGGAUUGGAUUUGUGUUUGUCGUCAACACCAAAGAUGAGAUUGAUGGCUUCUCAGACGCAGGGGUUGGAUUUUACCGACUGCUGAAUUACAUUGCAGAGGAGUAUGAUUUAUCCCAGGCUCUGAUGUCCAUGCUCUCAAUGUACAACAAAGUAGAUGUAGGGGGAUUCUAGGUGUAGAAUCCGAGUAUGAUGACAAAAGGCAGGAUGGUGCCCUCUUCCACCAAAAGAGUGGCCUGGGUGCUCUACCACUGGCUUUAUUUAAUGGAGUCCCUCUAAGCCCAGAUGAGAUGGACCCAGACGAGCUGGAAACCAUUAUCCUGCAGCGCAUAAUGGACACCACCACCGCCUUCCAGAGAGCUGUCUUUAUGGGUCAAUUGACUGAGGGCUCAGAUGUGGUGGACUAUCUAAUGGAAGAGGCCAAUGUGGUUCCCAGGGUGAACCCUCUUAUCCUGAGCACUGACCGACAGUACCUGGACUUCACUGCCAAGCCAGUUGUAGAUGAUUGGGAGGACACAACUAUGUUUUCAUUCUUGGACUCCAGAGACAAAACAGCUGUGAUGGCUAAGAGAAUGAAGUAUUUUACAAAUAGUGAUGAGGAUGGGAUGAGUGCUGUGACCAUGUGGAUAGUCGGAGAUUUUGAGAAGGUCUCAGGAAGGAAACUUUUGCUCAGUGCUCUGAAACAUAUGAAGGCCAGCCCUGGAGUGCGUGUGGGGGUGAUAGAUAACCCCAGUGGAAAGCCCAGCGAAGAUAACACUGUGCUGUACAGGGCUAUCUGGGCUUCUCUCCUCACCCAGAAGAAUAAGGCUGCAGCAGAGUUUGUGCUAAAACUCCUGAAAGAGGAGAGCAGCCAGCUCCUCCAACAGGGGACCAAGAUGAAGGACUUACUGAUUCAGGGCAUGGACGACGAUGCCUUUGAGAAAAAGUUCAACACACUGGAAGUGGAUUUUAUCCGUAGUCAGCAGCAGUUUUGUCAAGACAUCCUGAAACUCAGUCCUGGACAGCGGGCAGUGAUCAGCAACGGCAGGAUACUUGGUGCGUUUGAAGAGCAGGAAGAAUUCACUGUGGAGGAUUUCCACUUGCUGGAGAAGAUUACACUGAGCGGAUCUGCAGAGAAAGUCAAAGCCAAAGUUAAACAGAUGGGGAUGAAGCCAAAGCAGGCCAGUGACUUAGUUAUGAAAGUUGAUGCCCUCCUAACUGCAGCCCCCAAAGGAGAAGUCAGGAGGGAUGUCCACUUUAUCAAAGACAGCCACAGUGUGCUCCAUCUCUCCCCGCGUGAAAACGAGGUGUUCUAUGAUGUUGUGGCAAUCGUUGACCCCCUCACAAGGGAGGCACAGAAGAUGUCCUCUGUACUGAUCGUGCUCAGUCAAGUGGUCAAUGUGAGACUGCAGGUGUUUAUGAAUUGCCGGGCCAAGUUGUCCGAGAUGCCCCUCAAGAGCUUUUACCGCUUUGUCUUGGAGUCCGAUGUGAAUUUCUUGGCCAACGAUACAGUGUCUCCAGGACCAGUUGCCCGCUUCAUGGAGCUCCCAGAGUCUCCCCUUCUCACCCUUAAUAUGAUCACACCAGAGAGCUGGAUUGUGCAGGCUGUCCGCAGUCCCCAUGACUUGGACAACAUCCACCUGCAGGAGGUGAGCGGGGUUGUGACAGCAGAAUAUGAGCUGGAGCACCUCUUGCUGGAGGGCCACUGCUUCGACCUGUCAACAGGCCAGCCUCCCCGUGGACUGCAGUUUACCCUGGGCAUGAGUCGGGACCCACUCAUGUAUGACACUAUUGUCAUGGCUAACCUGGGAUAUUUCCAACUGAAAGCCAAUCCUGGUGCAUGGAUCCUGAGAUUACGUAAAGGGAGAUCAGAGGAUAUCUAUCAGAUUCUCACGCACGAUGGAACCGAUUCCCCUGCAGAUGCGGGCGAUGUCAUAGUUGUGCUGAACAGUUUCCACAGUAAGAUCAUCAAAGUCAGAGUGCAGAAAAAGGCAGAGAAGAUCAAUGAAGAUCUAUUAAGUGAAAAUAGUGAAAGCAAAGGCAUAUGGGACUCCAUAGCAAGCAUCACAGGCGGUGGCUCCAAGAAGGAUGAUGGAGACAAGAAGAAAGAGGAUGUUCUCAACAUAUUUUCUGUAGCGUCGGGUCAUCUCUAUGAGCGCUUUCUGAGAAUAAUGAUGUUGUCUGUCCUUCGACAUACCAAAACACCUGUCAAGUUCUGGUUCCUCAAGAAUUACCUCUCCCCAUCUUUCAAGGAGACCAUCUCUCACAUGGCAGAGACGUAUGGCUUUCAGUAUGAAUUGGUACAGUACAAGUGGCCCCGUUGGCUCCACCAGCAGACUGAGAAGCAGCGCAUUAUCUGGGGAUACAAGAUCCUCUUCCUCGAUGUUCUGUUCCCUUUGGCUGUGGACAAGAUCAUCUUUGUGGACGCCGACCAGAUAGUUCGGGCUGAUCUGAAGGAGCUGAGGGAUUUAAACCUGGAGGGUGCUCCAUAUGGCUACACACCGUUUUGUGAUAGUCGCAGAGAGAUGGAAGGCUAUCGCUUCUGGAAAACUGGCUACUGGGCCUCACAUCUAGGACACAGGAAAUACCACAUCAGUGCUCUGUAUGUAGUAGAUUUAAAGAAGUUUCGGAAGAUUGCAGCCGGGGACAGAUUACGAGGCCAGUACCAAGCCCUGAGCCAGGACCCCAACAGUCUGUCCAACUUGGACCAGGACCUUCCUAACAACAUGAUCCACCAGGUGGCCAUCAAGUCUCUUCCACAGGAGUGGUUGUGGUGUGAAACGUGGUGUGAUGACACCUCCAAAGUCACAGCUAAGACUGUAGACCUGUGCAAUAACCCAAAGACCAAGGAGCCCAAGCUAACGGCUGCGGCGAGGAUCGUGCCUGAGUGGGUUGAAUAUGACAACGAGAUAAAGCAGCUACUAAGACGGGUACAGGAACAGGAAGACACGGCGGCGCAAAAACAGACUCCCUCUCCAUCACAACAUAAAAAAGUAGACAACCGGCGUGAUGAACUUUAGUGUCUGCCAGCUCCAUGCUGAAGAGGAAGGAGGCAGCUCCUUCUGCAUGCAGGCCACCUGUGAAGCUUGAAGACAGACAAUUCCAUCUAAACAUAGCCAUGGAGUGUUACAUCCCCAGCCAGAGAAGGAUGUGAUAUUUUCAGAUGCCAUAUCUGCUUCUGCAGUCAAUACGUCUUACAAAAUUUAACACACAUUGUAAGUGUUAUCCGCCAACUGUGAACUCGUGGUGCGUUAUCAGCACUACAGUUAGGUCUUGGUUAGUAUGUGGUUACCGGAGAAUGAAGUGAACACAGAGUGUAAAUGGGUGAGGUCAGUCAGAGCACUAUUACGUGUGUGUGUUCUGAGAUUAAGUAGUUGGCAUAUAUUGCACUGAUAAUGUAUGCAAAGAAUCAAACAGAGAAGGCACAUCUCUAAGAAUCUAAUCUCAAAGUUCAAUGUUUUUUUUUUAUGUAAAAGUGUUUUCAAAAAUGUAAUUGAUUAAGGUAUUCUUUAUUUGACUAUGCGUUGACUGAAAUGCCCAAGCCAAAGUUGUGACUGACAUAAAGCUAGUCCUGUUUUUAAAUUUCUCUCCUUGCUGCAAAGUUGUUACAUUAUAAUUGUGGUACUGUAAUUUUUAUUUUUUGGGGGGAGCAUAGGGGAGGGUCUUUUUUGUGUGUCUAUUUUAGUUUAGCCUUCACUUCUAAGAUUUAUUAUGUAAAAAAAGAGAUCAAAGAGCUACAUCGAAAACAUGGCUUUCAUGGGUCAUAAAGGUACUUUAUUCUUUUCAUCACCAUCAAACAGGUGUCUGAUGUACGUUCUGAAAAACAAUACAUGCAGAUCUUUUUAGUUAUUACUGAUCAAAGGUCUAAAGUAAAGAGUACAGAAAGCUGAAGUAAAGUUAAAUGUGUUGUACAAAGUUAGAAUAUGAUUCAUUUUCAGCACCACACACUGCCAAUUGUUAUCAAUUUUUAUUUCACAGUUAGUUGAACUGUACUCCAAGUCUCCAGCUGCUGCUCCAAAACACACCUGGCUUACAUUUCUGGUAGUUCCACUCAGAUUUAUGUAGCCUAAUUGGUUUAAUUAUGACAGACAUCUAAUCCAAUUAAUAAGUUUAACUGUUUAAAGUCAGGGGAUAAGGGAAAAACAUUACUCAGAAGCCCGAGCACGUGGCUGUGUCGUGGUGCAGAUUAAUGCACAGGGAAGCCUCACGUGUGCAGGGGCCCAGAUUACCUAGUUUAAAAAACAAAAAAAAAACAAA
Molecule: messenger RNA, 5870 nt
Organism: Morone saxatilis (striped sea-bass)
Lineage: Eukaryota; Metazoa; Chordata; Actinopteri; Moronidae
Gene: uggt2
Product: UDP-glucose glycoprotein glucosyltransferase 2
Cellular component (GO): endoplasmic reticulum
Molecular function (GO): UDP-glucose:glycoprotein glucosyltransferase activity
Source: RefSeq, a predicted model, not a curated record